Molecule: messenger RNA, 2951 nt
Organism: Malaclemys terrapin pileata
Lineage: Eukaryota; Metazoa; Chordata; Testudines; Emydidae
Gene: NOP14
Product: NOP14 nucleolar protein
Exons: 18
Coding region: 132-2741 (869 amino acids)
Biological process (GO): maturation of SSU-rRNA
Cellular component (GO): Noc4p-Nop14p complex; small-subunit processome; nucleolus
Source: RefSeq, a predicted model, not a curated record
UCCCCCGUCGCCAUUUUGUUUAGCGUGGCUCGCUCCCCAGGCCCAUUCCCUCUAGCUCAGGAGCCUGUACAAGACCGUAGUCCUGGUUCUUUAUGCUGCUGAGUGAGUAUUGACCCCAACCACGCACUAGGAUGGGGAAACCAACUAAGCAGAGGAAAAAGGGCCAAGUGGCUGCCAGGGCCAAGGGCCCCAGUGGGGCAGGGACAGCGUUGGUCAAGAACAACCCUUUUGAAGUGAAGGUCAAUAAGCAGAAGUUCAAUAUCUUGGGGAGGAGAACCAAACACGACGUGGGGCUGCCGGGCGUCUCGCGGUCCAAGGCUGUCAAGAAGCGUACACAAACUUUGCUGAAAGAAUACAAAGAACGGGAAAAGUCCAAUGUAUUUAAAGAUAAGCGUUUUGGUGAAUAUAAUACCAAAAUAAGCCCAGAGGAGAAGAUGAUGAAGAGGUUCGCUUUGGAACGACAGCAAAAUCAUGAAAAGAAAAGUAUCUAUAAUCUCAAUGAAGAUGACGAAUUGACCCAUUAUGGCCAAUCUUUAGCAGAUAUUGAAAAACUUAAUGAUGUUAUUGAUAGCGACAGUGAUACUGAAGAAAGAGGAAUAUUGUCAGCUGAGCUAACUGCUGCUCACUUUGGAGGGGGUGGAGGUCUCCUUCGUAGGAAAGCACUCACUGGGGAACAAGAUGAAGAGGAGGAAAAACCUAAAUCUCGCAAGGAGCUCAUUGAAGAGCUGAUUGCCAAAUCCAAACAAGAGAAGAGAGAGAGACAGACUCAGAGAGAGAAUGCCUUGGAACUCACAGAAAAACUUGAUACUGACUGGAAAGAAAUCCAAACCCUUCUCUCUCACAAAACCCCCAAGUCAGAGAGGAAAGAUAAAGAAGAGGAGAAACCCAAGCCUGAUGAGUAUGAUAUGAUUGUUCGAGAACUUGGGUUUGAGAUGAAGGCGCAGCCCUCUGACAGGAUGAAAACUGAGGAAGAGUUGGCGAAAGAGGAGCAAGAAAGACUACAGAAAUUAGAGGCUGACAGACUGCGUCGAAUGCAUGGAAAAGAUGAACAGGAGAACAAAAAGAAACCCAAGCAUAUGUCAGCUGAUGAUUUAGCAGAUGGCUUCAUCCUGGAUAAAGAUGACAGACGUUUACUUUCUUAUAAGGGUGGAAAACUCAAUGUUGGAAAUGAAGAAGAAGAAGGUGGGAAUGAAGAAGAGGAGGGAGAGAGUGAAGAAGAAAGUGAGGGAGAGCCUGGUGGAGAAGAUGAGGAAGAAGCAAUUGUUGAGGAAGAUGAUGCUACAGAUAGUCCCUCUGACCUGGAAUCUGACAUGGGGAGUGAGGAAGAGGUCACUGCAAAUGAAGAACAGGAGGAGAAACACAAAGGAAAUGAAAAGAAACUGCAAAGUGAGGAAGAACAAAAUGCUAAAAUAGAAGCUGCCAGAUCUGAGCUUCCAUACACAUUUACUGUUCCAGAAUCCUAUGAGAAACUUAAAUCUUUACUGUUUGGAAGAAUAAUAGAAGAACAGCUAGUUAUCCUAGAGAGGAUUCAGAAGUGCAAUCAUCCAAGCCUUGCAGUGGGAAACAAAGCAAAGUUAGAAAAACUGUUUGGCUUCCUUCUGGAGUACGUUGGGGAAUUAGCAACUGUGGAGCCACCAGAGCUCAGAAGAAUUGACAAAUUGGUCCUGCCGUUGUACAGUCUUUGCCAGAUGUUUCCUGAAGCUGCAAGUAACAGUGUUAAGUUUGUCCUGCAAGAUGCUGCACAUGACAUGGAAGAAAUGAUUGAAGUCAAAGGGCGUGCAACAUUUCCAGGGCUAGACAUGCUCAUUUAUUUGAAAAUUACUGCAAUACUGUUUCCUACCUCUGACUUCUGGCACCCAGUGGUAACACCUGCAUUGGUAUAUAUGAGUCAGUUACUUACUAAGUGCCAAGUCAUGACACUACAAGAUGUUGUUAAAGGAUUAUUUGUGUGCUGUUUGUUCCUGGAAUAUGUAUCACUGUCUCAAAGAUUCAUACCAGAACUUAUCAAUUUCCUCGUUGGAAUACUUCACUUAUCUAUACCUCAAAAACGACCACAGGGCUAUAUUCUAGUGCAUCCUUUCAGACCGGCAGGAAAAAAAUCAGACUUACUCUUGGUCUGUGAUAAGAAGGAUAUGGAGACCUGGAAAAAGCAAAAUCUGCCACUCAGUAUUGUGACUAGAUUAAAGGAAAGCAGCAAAACAGAAAUGAAUCAUUUCAGGUUAUCAUGUCUAGCCGUGUGUUUGGAUCUCAUUAAGAAAUGUGCAGCUUUGUAUGAAUCUUUGUCAUCCUUCCAUGAAAUAAUGCAACCCAUCAGAGUACUUCUUACAGAACAUAUACCAGUGAGUGAAUACCCUAAACAACUGCAGGAGUUGCAUCAAAAUGCUCUGAAAGAGCUAGAGGACAAAGGAAAACACUAUAUCCCAUUGGUGUGUGAGAAAAAGAAGCCUGUGCCAUUGAAACUGUACAUGCCCAAAAUUGUGAAAGUCCUGGAGUUUGGGAGGAAACAGGGAGGCAGCAAGGAGGAGCAGGAAAGAAAGAGACUGAUUCACAAACACAAACGUGAAUUUAAAGGAGCUGUUCGGGAGAUCCGGAAAGAUAACCAGUUCCUGGCUAGAAUGCAGCUUUCAGAAAUUAUGGAAAGGGAUUCUGAUAGAAAAAGAAAAGUGAAAAAUCUUUUCAAUAGCCUUGCUACACAAGAAGGUGAAUGGAAGGCAAUGAAGCGGAAGAAGUUUAAAAAUUAGACAGUGACAUUCUACAACAGGAAACCCUGGGACAUUAUAUUUUUACUUUCAGGUAAAAUAUAAACUGAUGGAUUUUGAGGAGACUUUAUAUCUUUGUGCAUUCCUUUUGUGGAAAACACGUGCCUUCAAGAACGAUCUGAAAAAGGAUUCUGAUAAAUUGGUUAGCUGGCUGUAUUUUUUCAUGUGAAAAAUAAAGAUAACAUCCUUUUG